This is a messenger RNA of Cherax quadricarinatus, 2009 nucleotides long. Lineage: Eukaryota; Metazoa; Arthropoda; Malacostraca; Decapoda; Parastacidae. The record is from RefSeq and is a predicted model, not a curated record.
ACGGUGUUCCUCCGGCAGAGUACGAAGACUGUCUCCAGAGACAUCAGGUUUACUUCAAAAGCUGUAGUCCUACCUGGAAGAAUGUAGGCCUUCACGUGUGUGAAACAGAGAAUGGCGGGAAUAUCAAGUCAUCCAAAGGAAGUAUUUCUGCCACAUGUUUGCGUCUGUCGUGAUUCUGUUGACGUAGGUAGCAAGAGGAGGUUAUUAUCUCAAGUGACAAGCUCUUGAAGAGCAUCGCUCCGUGGCGUUAGUUUCUGUAUCAUUAUUAUUAUUAUAAUGUAUCAUGUCACGGCUUCAGUAAAGGACAUAAAGUCAAUGUUUUGGGUCAUUGAAGGUCCUUAUGUGGUGAUAAUCUGAAAGAAUUAUUGUUUAUACGAAGUGAAUCUUGAAGUGGAUUGAGGAUGAUAUGUUUGCUACCUCAGGUCAAAGCAGAAAUAAAUUUGAUCUCCAAAAUAAAAUGCGUCUUCUAAUGGAGUAAAGUGUUAUCAUGAAGUAAAGUUUACUGAAGUGUAUCCUCGAGACUGUCGUGGGAAAGUCUGACUUGUGAGGUGGUUCAGCAGUGAGCAGUCACCAUGAACGCCACGCUUCUGCUGGAUUACGAUGUCAAUGACACCUUUCCCCUCAACUGCUCCUACCUCAACGUCACUGACCCCGAGUUUGCGCGGAACUGCACCCUUGGAGUGUUUACUGGCGAUGUAUCGCCCAUUCACAUGGUAGCCAACUUGGUGAUGCAGGCCUGUUACGCUGUCGCCUUCCUGGUGGGUCUGUGUGGCAACACUCUCGUCAUUUACGUAGUUACCAGGUUCUCUAACAUGCAAACGGUCACCAAUCUGUACAUCGUCAACCUGGCCAUAGCCGACGAGCUCUUCGUUAUUGGGAUUCCGUUUCUCAUGAUCACUUCAGCUCUGGGCUACUGGCCCUUCGGAUCCAUCAUGUGCAAGCUGUACAUGAUCACCACGUCGCUCAACCAGUUCACCAGUUCCCUCUUCUUGACCAUCAUGAGCGCUGAUCGCUACAUCGCCGUCUGCCACCCUAUCAGCUCGCCGAAGUUCCGUACACCAAUGAUUUCCAAACUGGUUUCCCUGACGGCCUGGACCACGUCUGCCCUCAUGAAUGUGCCAGUUUUCGUUUAUUCCAACACGCUCAAAGUCAAUGACCUCAUAAACUGCAACAUUUUCUGGCCCGACAGCUUUGGCAUCAGUGGCCAGUUUGUUUUCACAAUGUAUUCCUUCAUCCUCGCCUUUGGCAUACCUCUCAUCCUCAUCUUGAUAUUUUACAUACUGGUGCUGCAUAAACUCAAGUCGGUUGGUCCUAAAGCCAAGUCCAAAGAGAAGAAGAAGAGCCACAGGAAGGUGACGAAGAUGGUGUUGACGGUGAUCACCGUGUACGUCAUGUGUUGGCUGCCCUACUGGGUGUUGCAGCUGGUGCUGAUCUUCAGUCCCCCCAGGGAGGGACAGAGCCCCUUCAUGGUUAUCCUCUUUCUCAUUUCCUCAUGUUUAUCCUACAUUAACUCUGCCAUCAACCCCAUCCUGUACGCCUUCCUCAGUGACAACUUCAAGAAGAGCUUCCUGAAGGCGUGCACCUGUGCCGCCAGGAAGGACGUCAACAGCUCCUUGACGGUAGAGAACUCUGUUUUCCCUCGGCGUCGAGGACACAAGAGCGCCAAGAUGCGCGAAAUCGAGUCAAAUGACGCCUUCACGACGCAGUGCACCAGAGAUGACACCACCACCGCCAUCAGCAUGACCACCCGCACAGCCCUCAGUCAAGCGGCCAAGGAAAAUGGUACGGAGAUUCCCACCUCUCAGCUCUGAAGUCCCUGCUGAAACAUUAACCCUUGUUGCAGACGUCUCUCCCAACACUUGCAGGUGAGGUGCCUGAGUGCAGCCCCAAGACCGAGUGAACUGAAGCGCUGAACUAAAUUUUCAGGGCACAGGUUCAUUAUUUAUUUCACCUAGGUGUGUAUUGUGACCUUCGGGUUUAACCUGUAACAGUGAUAAACAAGGUGUUAG